AUGCAGCCUGACCUUCCAUCUCCUCCACACAUGGCAACAUACACGAUUUCAACAGCCCGGGGAGUAUCUGGCUUCUUCCCGGCUCCAGGCCCCGAAACUGAAACCGUGGAAGAUGAGCCUCCAAGAUACCUCUUCCCUAAAAGCUCAACUGAUCUCGUGAAUCUGUUGAAGGCCUUCUAUGAAAGGCCCGACUUUGAAACCAUUAGGGUGCAUGUGAUAGAAGAGUGGCUAUUCAGUCCUGAAGUGAAGGCAGCACUGAAGCCCAUCUGGGAAGAGAGAGCACGAGCACGUCGUAUCUACUACGACCGAGAACGCGGGCAGUUGAGCUCUCUCGGCGGGUUGAGUCGGGAGACGACACUGGACGGCACCGAAAGAAACUUCAGGGACGGAUAUGGAACAGUGGUUUUCCAGAAGCGAGGAAGAUAUCCAGCUAGUUAUACUCGUGGACAUCAAAAAGAACAAAGAGCAUCUCAAGGUCACGAUCCCGAGAGACAAAGACGUUUACAUCGCCUGCUGGAACAGUACGGUACUUCAAUGGGAAGAAGGAGCCACUUCCUCGAUCCCUUAACCGUCGAAGAAGCCUCGGAUGAUUCAGAUCCCGAGAUGUAUCGUGCGAUCCGCAAAGAGGUACAAACAGGAGACUGGGUUGGGGAAAUUGUCGCCAAUCUCGAGGUGUGGGAGAAAGGGCCAUCUGGUCCUCGCCUGCGUGGAACACGCAUUCCUAUCAUACCUCAGCUACAGUCGUCUGACUUGGCAGACCCGGUGGUUCACAUCAGUGAUUUGAUACCUGCUCAGCACCAAAAUAGAUUUGACAACUUUGAUCAGACUCGCACCCCCCGCCUAGGUACGGCAGAUCUUCACAACCAGCUCCUACGUGGCAUAAAGUCACUAGCAUAUAAAAGAGCAUUGACAUCAAUCCGCCCUAGGUGA
This is a messenger RNA of Rasamsonia emersonii CBS 393.64, 930 nucleotides long. RefSeq lists its product as uncharacterized. NCBI's taxonomy places the organism in Eukaryota, Fungi, Ascomycota, Eurotiomycetes, Eurotiales, Trichocomaceae. The coding region runs from base 1 to 930 and encodes 309 amino acids. The transcript is spliced from 4 exons. The record is from RefSeq and is a predicted model, not a curated record.